Funneliformis mosseae is the source of this 2334-nucleotide messenger RNA. The record is from the annotation of a GenBank genome assembly. Lineage: Eukaryota; Fungi; Glomeromycota; Glomeromycetes; Glomerales; Glomeraceae.
AUGAACGCCAGCGACAGCACUCCACAUAUAUAUAAAAUAGUUAGUUAUGAAGAUAACAGGAUAGUUGUUCAUAUCUUUCGUCCAGAUUUAUCAUAUCCCGAUGUACCUGGUAAACUUUGGAUAGAUAAACAUUUGUCAUUUCGAACGAUUUAUCCUGAUGGGAAUGUUGUACCAGUUGAUAUGAAAUUAGAUAUUCCAGAUGUUAACUUUUGUCUAUUGGACGUUAACGGAGUAACUAUGAGUCCUAUUGAGAUUUUUCCUAUAAGAAGUCAUUAUUUGUUGGUAACUUAUGCGAAUUUCACGGACCUUAAUGAUCAAUAUACUUAUAGUGAAUGGGCAAUGAUAGUUGAUUUAAAUGGAAAUAUUUAUAGCAGCAUUUUAUUUAAAUCUUCAUAUAUUAAUACCACUAACCAAUGGUUAUCAAGUCGAGCUAGGAUUUUUGUGAAUUUCAAUCCUUUCAGGGGAUUUCUCCGUUUGGCACCUAUAACAAAUACUACUGAUUAUAUUUGGCAGCAAUACGAAGUAACCGAAAAGGGAGAAAUCCUAUUUCUAGCGGGAAAUAGAUUACAUUUUUCAAACUUUACUAACCUAAUAGUUACCGCCGUUCCAAUGGUGGACGAAAAUUAUUUGAUCGUUUAUGCUAAUUCUACGGAUUCUGAAACUUUACUCCAAAAUCCUUUUAUUCCACGAACAGGAAUCUAUGGCAUAUAUUUGGAUUAUGGCAUAGAUUUUGUGCGAGAUCCUGUUAUUCUUCAUCUAUCUUCAACUAAAGGAUAUAGAAUUACUGAUAUUGAUUGCGAUAUUAUUUACUAUAUUGAUUACUUUAAAUAUGGGCAAACUUGUAUAUUUGCAGGAAAAUUUUCAAAUCAAACAAUUGAAAAAUCAUUUUACGUCAAAGUUGCAUUACUGUUUCCAGGAAUUGUUUAUUCCUUUGAACCAUUAAUGAUUAAUUUUCAACCGAUUUCAAAAACUGAAAAAUUAAAGGUUAUAUCAUUACGAUAUGGAGGUCAUGGACAUUAUAAUAUACAUAUCAAUACCACAUUUCCGAUGAUUGGUGAAACAGUCCUAUCUGAUAUAAAAGAGAUUACAAUACAAUUUUAUGAUGAAGUUGUUUUAUCAACCGGUCGCAUUGAAAUUUAUCAAGGUGAUGGGAAUUUACGUCAAUACAUUCGAGGUAUUAACGCUGCAAUGAUAACCCAAAGUGAAGAUGGAAGAAUUAGAGUUAAAAUACUACAAAGCACUUUCAAUAAACCUGGAAGUUACUAUGUUAUAAUUCAUGAUGAUUUUGUAAGGAUCCGAGAUUAUCAAGAGUCUCUCUUUGGUGUAAAGGAACUGGUUUCUAGAACCGAAAGAUCAGAAGAAAGUUUAGAAUACAUGAUAGGACGUGUUCGACUGACUCUAAAUGGGACGGAAUUUUUUGCCAGUCUUAACGAAAAAAAACGCAAUGAAUUUCAAAUGAACCUAAUAAAAGAUUUUGCUGAUGCAAUUCCCAUUAAUUUUGAUCGCAUAACUAUAAAUAAAAUUGAUACUUCAGAAGAUCAAACAAUUUUAUCAAUUAAAAUCCAACAUGAUGAAAAUAAGCAAGAAAUACUGACUAGUUUAGCAACUAUAUGUUUAGAUACUUUGAUCAAAAAUAAAAAUAUAACUGCCAUUAGAACUGGCAUGGCUUCAAAAUAUUUAGAUGAAGAUUAUGGAUUUCAACCUCCCAAUUGGUGGGAAACCAACAAAUCGCCACUUAUUGCAGUAUUUGCAAUCUUAAGCAUAUUUAUUUUACUUUUCUUGUGGGCUAAACAUAAAAAUAGCGAGCAAAAAAAGUUGAUGGAUUAUUUAUUCCAAGUAUUUCCAUUUAUUGUGAGCGUUGGGUUGGCAUUUACGAUUAUAAAACAAGAAAAUAAGAACGAUGAAUUUUUAGAAUGGUCAAGAAAUAAUAUGCAAAUGAUAUCAAUAUUCACAUUAUUAGCGGGAGCAAAUAUUGAAGUUUUAACUUUACUUGAAUCCAAAAUUGCAGGAUAUACAUUUUUUAAUGCUAAAUUUUCUGAAACGGCAUUAAAUAAAAUAAUUUGGGGAACUUGGUUCAAUUUAUUUGAAGAAAUUCCUCAAGUAAUAAUCCAGAUAGUUACUUAUGAUAUUAUACCCUUGUUAGCACUUUCAUCAUCUUGCUUAAAUUUAUUAAUUAAUAUUAUAAGAAUUACUAAAAGAACAUAUAAUACUUACAUACCUAAAGAACAUAAAUACGAAGAAAUGUUUAUAGGAAAUUCUAAUAGUGAUUAUAGUGAUGUAAUCGAUAAAGAUGAUGGAAAUUUUGGUGGAUUAAUUGAUGAAUGCAUUUUUUAA